AUGCAAGAACUGAUCGUCAAUAUUGAGAACAUCUGGCUUGGUGGCUUUAAGGGCGUGCUAUCUCAGCAUCGCAAAGACUCAGCAUUGUUGGCUCGUUUCAGAAAGUCAUUAGACGGUAUCCUCGACCGGCAUCUCCCAUCGAGGCAAGGCACGAAAAGCAAGAUCAAGAAGCUCGUGCUUGACGCCAACAUUGUUGAGUUGUUCAUUGGCCUUGGAGACGAUCAUGAUGGCGAAGUCGAUAUGGACGAGCAAGUACUCGACUUACUCUACUUUGUCAUCGAUGUCCUCCAAUUCAAUGGCGAACGCAAUGCGUAUGACGAAGUCGACUUCGAUGUCAUGGCAACCGAGACUAUGGAUGCUUUGAGGUCCUACCAUGAAGCGGCAAAUUCCAACGAAGCCGAUCAGAAUCAUCUUAUUCUCAUAUUGGACAGAAAUCUGCACGCCUUCCCGUGGGAAAGUCUACCCUGUCUCCAGAACGUGAGUGUAAGUAGAGUCGGCAGUAUGCUCACACUUCGAGAGCGUAUUCUCGCUAUGCGUCGCCAGAUGAAGGAUAGUACCGAGGAGAAAUACUUUGUCGACAAGCAGUCUGGAGCCUUUAUCCUCAACCCCUCAGGAGAUCUGUCUAGGACGCAGACUACCAUGUCGCCUUUGCUUGACUCGCUUGCAACAUCGAAAACUUCGUCGUGGCAAUCGACCAUCAACAAGACCCCCUCAGAGAAAGACUUUGCGACCGCUCUAUCCGACAAAAGUAUGCUCCUGUACUUCGGUCACGGCAGCGGAAAUCAAUACAUUCGCAACCGCACCAUAAAGAAACUCGAUAAGUGCGCCGAAGUAGUGUGGUUAAUGGGCUGUUCUAGCGGCAGAGUUACUGAGCACGGUGAUUACGAACCUACCAGCGUACCUCUCAGCUAUCUCAUCGCUGGCAGACGACUAGAGCACACCGAUACAACAGAGGACGAGAGCAAGUAUCGCAAUGACAGUAGAGAAGGUCUUUGCAUGGCUGUCGUCGCCACUCUUUGGGACGUCACUGACAAAGACAUCGACCGCUUUGCUGUGGAAGUAGGUGAGCAUUGGAGUCUAUGGUCUUCUGCACCCGAACCUUCGCCCAGAGAAUUAGCCCCUCCAAAGACACCGCGCAAGAGAGGGAGGGAUGAAGAAACUACGCGAGCAAAAAGCUUGUCCGAGGCUGUAAUGCUAGGUAGGGAUGCUUGCAACUUGAGAUAUUUGAACGGCGCGGCAACGGUGGUGUAUGGCAUCCCUAUAUACCUUGGUAAUUGA
This is a messenger RNA of Aureobasidium namibiae CBS 147.97, 1278 nucleotides long. Its product is annotated as putative Separin. Gene Ontology annotation, biological process: meiotic chromosome separation; proteolysis. Gene Ontology annotation, molecular function: cysteine-type endopeptidase activity. The transcript is spliced from 2 exons. NCBI's taxonomy places the organism in Eukaryota, Fungi, Ascomycota, Dothideomycetes, Dothideales, Saccotheciaceae. The record is from RefSeq and is a predicted model, not a curated record. Gene Ontology annotation, cellular component: mitotic spindle pole body; nucleus; cytoplasm. The coding region runs from base 1 to 1278 and encodes 425 amino acids.